Messenger RNA from Phyllostomus hastatus (greater spear-nosed bat), 3122 nucleotides. RefSeq names its product prolactin receptor (gene PRLR). The coding region runs from base 257 to 2116 and encodes 619 amino acids. Gene Ontology annotation, biological process: cytokine-mediated signaling pathway. The transcript has 10 exons. Gene Ontology annotation, molecular function: cytokine receptor activity; cytokine binding. Gene Ontology annotation, cellular component: signaling receptor complex; external side of plasma membrane; membrane. Lineage: Eukaryota; Metazoa; Chordata; Mammalia; Chiroptera; Phyllostomidae. The record is from RefSeq and is a predicted model, not a curated record.
CCCCCGCCGCCCCCUUUCCCCUUCUGCCUCGCUCCGCUCCUUCUUUCUGGAUUUUACCGGCUGUUCGUGAAACAGCUUCACACGCGGUGGAUCUCCGUGUUCUUGGGCUGGAAGUGCUUAACGGGCUGAUAUGGCAGACUUCGCUCCCCGACAAAACUAAAGAGCUCUCGUCUUCAUGGAGGUGAACACGAAGGAUGAUUUGCACAUGAACCUGCCGUGACCUCUGACUGCUGCACAGAGAGAGAAGGGAGCCAGCAUGAAGCACCAGGUGGCGUCCACGUUAAUUCCCAUUUUGCUACUUUUUCUCAGCAUCGACCUCCUGAGAGGACAGUCACCUCCUGGAAAACCGGAGAUCACUAAAUGUCGCUCCAACGAAAAGGAAACCUUCUCGUGUUGGUGGAAGCCUGGGCUGGACGGAGGGCUCCCUACCAACUACACGCUGACCUACCACAAGGAAGGAGAUUCAGUCAUCUCUGAAUGUCCAGACUACAAGACCAGCGGCCCCAACUCCUGCUACUUUAACAAGAAGCACACCUCCAUUUGGACAGUGUACGUCAUCACAGUAAAUGCCACAAACCAGAUGGGAAGCAGCGUCUCCAACCCACAUUAUGUGGACGUGGCCUACGUAGUUGAACCAGAACCUCCCAUGAACCUGACUUUGAAGAUAAAACAUCCAGAAGACCAAAAACCGUAUCUGUGGAUAAAAUGGUCUUCACCCAGCCUGAUUGACAUAAGCUCUGGUUGGCUCACACUUCAGUACGAAAUUCGACUGAAGCCCGAGAAAGCAGCGGAGUGGGAGACUCAUUUCGCUGGGCAGCAAACGCAGUUCAAGAUUUUCAGCUUAUAUCCAGGAGAGAAAUACCUCGUCCAGGUUCGCUGCAAGCCCGACCAUGGAUUCUGGAGUAAGUGGGGCCCAGAGAACUCCAUCCAGAUACCUAAUGAUGUCACCAAUACAGAUACCACCGUGUGGAUCUUUGUGGCUGUUCUUUCUGUUGUCGUCUGUUUGAUUAUGGUCUGGGCAGUGGCUUUGAAGGGCUAUAGCAUGAUGACCUGCAUCUUCCCACCGGUUCCUGGGCCAAAAAUAAAAGGAUUUGAUACUCAUCUGCUGGAGAAGGGCAAGUCUGAAGAACUCCUGAGUGCCCUGGGAUGCCAAGACUUCCCUUCCGACUGCGAGGACUUGCUGGUGGAGCUUUUAGAAGUCGUUGACAGUGAGAACCAGCAGCUGAUGUCAGCCAACUCGAAAGAACACUUGGACCAGGGUGUGACGAAGUCCAAACACCUGGCUCCCCACAGGGAUUCUGGCCUGGGCAGUUGUGACAGCUCUUCACUCUUGUCCGAAAAGUAUAAGGAGCCCCAGGAGAACCCAUCUGCGUCCCACACUCCUGAGGGCAUCAAGAAACCAGAGAGCUCUGAAACAAAUGGCACCCACGCCUGGGGCUCUCAGAACAUGGGCUUGGGAAGCCAAACCCCCUAUUCCUAUGCCAGUGGACCCCCAUCUUCAACAAGGCCUUCAUCGCAGCUGCCCAGCCUGCAGGACGCCACGGCUUCUUACCACAACAUUGCUGAUGUGUGUAAGCUGGCCAUGGGCACCCCAGGCAUGCUGGCCACUUCGCUGGACAACACAGAACAUCGUGCUUUACAACCCUUGGAAACCGCUGAGACUGGAGGGGAGAAAAAGGCGGCAGAGCAGAGCGAGGUGGAAAGCUUUCAUUCUGAGACUGAUCCAGACCCCCCACUGCAGCUGGUCCCCUUUAUCUCCGCGAAACCCUUGGAUUACGUGGCGAUUCACAAGAUCAGCAAAGAUGGAGCAUUAUCAUUGCUCCCCAAAAGAGACAACAGCGACCAGACCGAGAAGUCCGGGGCCCUUCCCCCCAGUCAGGAGUACACUAAGGUGUCCAGGGUGAUAGAUGACAGAAUCCUGGUGUUCGUGCAGGAUCCGGGCGCUCCAAACCCAGCUUCCUCUGAAGAGCUGGUCGAGGAACCUCCGCCGUCCUUGCAAGAGAAUCAAGGCGAGAAAGACGUGGCCUCCUACACCAGGGUACCAAGCAGCUUUGGUCUGCAGCUGGCGGGGUCCGAGUACCUGGACCCCAUGUGCUUAAAGCGCUCUUUUCAGUGAUGGCUUCAUUAAUGGGAUGAUUGGUUAAAAUGUGAUUUUUUCCUUCAGGUAAUACUACAGCAUCCAUGCUGUGUCCUCUGCUAGAGAAAGUUCGAGAAUGGGGUGAGGAUGACACAGCUAAAGACCCACGGCUCACUCCUUCCCACGCUCCGCAUUCAACCGGUUGCCUCUUUCCCCAACAGCUGAUCCCAGAACAGAGCCUUUUGUUUCCUGUGAUUUACAGAUUUACUUUUUGCUGUUAGUUAUAAAACUGCAUGUUCCACGGCAUAACAGCACGCUGCUUAGUAAUCUCGAGGGGCAGUGCCAACAGGUGUGGGCCCUGGGGAAGGCGUUCACGGUGCAGUACGUGACAGGGGCAGCUGAAAGGGUCCAGCUAGAGCAGUAGCGCAGGAAGGCGAUAGACGAGGGCAUCGCUGUGAAAACCGCUUCUGGAAACCAACUGCCUCGCCUCUGCCCGCCUCUUUCAUUGGGUUAUUAGGAUCAAUCAAACACAACACGUUUCUAGAAAGGAUGCGUUCCGGAACACCUCACAGAACUGUUUACAUCCCUUCCUGUUAUUACCUUAGUGACCAAUUGCUGACACGCAGGUUAAAAUUAUGCCUCCCGUUUUUUCUCAAGUGAUUGAAUUUGUCAAGCACGGAUUACCCCCAUCCCUUGGUAUGUUAUUCUAAAACCUCUAGGGACUAUAAUUUCGGAGAGUGAAAUUUCCUUACCCAAGAGGCAAACGAGUGUGAUGCGGUGAAUCCUCCUAAAAUGUUUUCCUGUUUCAUUUCAGUAGGAUAGACAAUGCAUCAUAUACCCUAGUCUUCUCUUAGUGAAAAAAAAAAUCCCCCAAGCUAACUUUAAUUUAAAGGACAAUCACAGCAGCACGCUCAGUACAUAGAUACUGCCUUACUGUACAUAAAAAUCUACUUUAAUACGAACCCAGACACUCGACAAUGUAUUUUUGAAGACUAUUUUUCUAUCACUUAGGCAAAAUAAAAGAGUAUUUUCUAUCUUCCCAGCA